This is a messenger RNA of Ostertagia ostertagi, 447 nucleotides long. NCBI's taxonomy places the organism in Eukaryota, Metazoa, Nematoda, Chromadorea, Rhabditida, Trichostrongylidae. The record is from the annotation of a GenBank genome assembly.
AUGUCUCUCGCCAUUCGGUUCAUUGGUAAUUAUGAUGUGAAUGCGCAGGGGAAAUUUUUGUGGGAGAUUCUGUGCCAGCUAAGCAUUAGUGUCUCAUACAUUUUAACCCAACUUGGAGUUGGACGUAUUGUUACCAAGAAUGAAUGGGCUAGAAAGUGGCCAACGCAGCCUUCGUACAUCAAAAUCGUUCGGGCGCAACCAGCGAUGGACAGAUGGUUGUUUGGCGGUAAAGUAUGGGGAGAGUGGACCUAUCGAGGACGAAAUCUUGGAGUUUAUGAAUUCGCAGACGAUCUUAACCGAUCCGAUUGGCGAUUGAUCCACAAGUACGUAAAUUUAUUGGCUAGAAAGGCUUGUGAAAAAGCUGGCGUUCCCUUUCGAGAAAAACAUACGAGAGCACCACUUCAACUGUGUAUCGACCCGGAGUUUUCAAUGCUGACCCCACCGGAG